CUGAGGAAGGGGAGAAACGCAGAGUCGAGAGUUGAGAGUGGAAGUGACAAUGUUGUUUCGAUCAAUUUGCAAACUUUUCAAUAUCUCCCGUGUUUCUUCCUAUCAAUUAUACUCAACAAAAUCACUGAUUUCUUCUUUUCAUUCUUUCGAUGAACUCGAAGCUAAAAUAGUCCAGGAUAAUCGGGACCCCACAACCCCGGUGACCCCCAUUCUCAACCAAUGGGUUCAAGAUGGCGGAUCCAUCACUCACGAAAAAAUCCGAUAUCUCAUCGCAUGCCUCUGUCAGAGACGUUGCUAUACGCACGCCCUUGAGUUAUCAGAAUGGAUGCGUGAGUCAGAAAAAUAUGACUUGACCACAGGAGACAUUGCUGAUCAUCUCAAAUUGCUAUCGAUAGUUCGUGGCCUUGAACAAACUGAGAACUUCUACGAAGACAUUCCUAAUUCCCGAAUUAAAUUCAAGAUAAAUGUCGCGCUCGCGGAAUGCUAUGCAGAGCAUAAAUCUUUGGAGAAAGCGGAGGCUUUGAUGAAGAAAAUCAGGGAGAUUUAUCCCUUGACCACCCCCAUGCGUUACAAUAAGAUGUUGAAACUGUAUGCAGAGUUAGGCAAAUAUGACAAAUUGGAUAGCCUAAUGCAAGAAAUGAUGGAGAAGGACAUACGCGACCCUGGUACAUAUACUAUUCUCUUGAAUGCAUAUGUUGUUGCUGCAGACAUACAAGGGAUAGACAAGUUACUAAUGAGGAUGGAAGCUGAUCCUCUGGUAACUGUUCGUUGGCGUACCUACGCUAUCGCAGCAAACGGUUAUCUGAAAGGUGGCAAUGUCGAGAAGGCCUUGUCAGCACUGAAGAAAUCAGAGCAGCUAGCUUUAGGCAACCCUGUUGCCUGUUUAUCUAUUCUAACUAUAUAUGCUGGUAUUGGUAAUAAGGCUAAGGUUUAUGGAAUUUGGGGGAAGUGCAAACUCAGGAAGCGAUUUUACAACCAAGGUCACUUCUUAAUGUUAAGCUCUUUGGUGAAGCUAGGUGACAUUUUUGGAGCUGAGAAGAUCAUGGAAGAAUGGGAGUCCAAUUACAAAGUUUUCGAUGCCAGAAUUCCACAUCUUAUGAUCCAUACUUAUUGUAAAUUGGGUAUGUUGGAUAAGGCUGAGGCUUGUAUCAAGAGGCAUUUGGAUAGCGGCAAGCAAUUGCAUGCGUCUACAUGGGAAAAUUUGGCAGAACACUACUGCGCGGAUAAUAAUAUGGAGAAAGCAGUUCAAGCAAUGAAGACUAUUUUUGAUGUGUUAAUUUGAUUAUUAAAAAUUUAUUAAUAUAUUUUGAAAUAUAGAUAUUAAUUUUUUUUAUCUUUUUAUUGUACUA
Arachis stenosperma is the source of this 1349-nucleotide messenger RNA. Its product is annotated as pentatricopeptide repeat-containing protein At2g20710, mitochondrial-like. The transcript is spliced from 2 exons. Gene Ontology annotation, molecular function: protein binding. Gene Ontology annotation, cellular component: mitochondrion. The record is from RefSeq and is a predicted model, not a curated record. The coding region runs from base 50 to 1282 and encodes 410 amino acids. NCBI's taxonomy places the organism in Eukaryota, Viridiplantae, Streptophyta, Magnoliopsida, Fabales, Fabaceae.